Lepus europaeus (European hare) is the source of this 1749-nucleotide messenger RNA. It is a transcript of the gene AAMP, whose product is annotated as angio associated migratory cell protein. The record is from RefSeq and is a predicted model, not a curated record. The coding region runs from base 84 to 1394 and encodes 436 amino acids. Lineage: Eukaryota; Metazoa; Chordata; Mammalia; Lagomorpha; Leporidae. The transcript has 11 exons. Gene Ontology annotation, cellular component: cytosol. Gene Ontology annotation, molecular function: protein binding.
GGGGCUCGAGUUCCGCGUCGUCGCGCAGAGCUGACUCUGGGAGGCGUUUGGGCCCAGAGAAGUGGAUCGGCCGCUUGCUCCGCAUGGAGUCCGAAUCGGAGAGCGGGGCUGCCGCUGACACCCCUCCGCUGGAGACCCUAAGCUUCCAUGGUGAUGAAGAGAUUAUCGAGGUGGUAGAACUGGAUCCUGGUCCGCCGGACCCUGCAGAUGACCUGGCCCAGGAGAUGGAAGAUGUGGACUUUGAGGAGGAGGACGAGGAGGAAGAGGGCAACGAGGAGGGCUGGGUGCUGGAACCCCAGGAGGGGGUGGUCGGCAGCAUGGAGGGCCCGGACGACAGCGAGGUCACCUUUGCGCUGCACUCAGCAUCCGUGUUCUGUGUGAGCCUGGAUCCCAAGACCAACACGUUGGCCGUGACUGGGGGCGAAGACGACAAGGCGUUUGUAUGGCGGCUCAGCGACGGGGAGCUGCUGUUUGAGUGCGCAGGCCACAAAGACUCCGUGACUUGUGCUGGUUUCAGCCAUGACUCUACCCUCGUGGCCACAGGCGACAUGAGCGGUCUCUUGAAAGUGUGGCAGGUGGACACCAAGGAAGAGGUCUGGUCCUUUGAAGCGGGAGACCUGGAGUGGAUGGAGUGGCACCCUCGGGCCCCUGUCCUCCUCGCGGGCACGGCUGACGGCAACACCUGGAUGUGGAAGGUCCCCAGUGGGGACUGCAAGACCUUCCAGGGUCCCAACUGUCCUGCCACCUGCGGCCGAGUCCUCCCCGAUGGGAAGAGAGCCGUGGUGGGCUACGAAGAUGGCACCAUCAGGAUCUGGGACCUGAAGCAGGGCAGCCCCAUCCACGUACUGAAAGGGACUGAGGGUCACCAGGGCCCUCUGACCUGUGUGGCCACCAAUCAGGACGGCAGCCUGAUCCUGACCGGCUCUGUGGACUGCCAGGCCAAGUUGGUCAGCGCCACCACCGGCAAGGUGGUGGGCGUCUUCAGACCUGAGACCGUGGCCUCUCAGCCCAGCUUGGGGGAGGGGGAGGAGAGCGAGUCCAACUCGGUGGAGUCCCUGGGCUUCUGCAGCGUGAUGCCACUGGCCGCUGUUGGCUACCUGGACGGGACCUUGGCCAUCUAUGACCUGUCCACACAGACCCUCAGGCACCAGUGUCAGCACCAGUCGGGUAUCGUGCAGCUGCUAUGGGAGGCGGGCACCGCCGUGGUGUACACCUGCAGCCUGGACGGCAUCGUGCGCCUCUGGGACGCCCGGACCGGCCGCCUGCUCACCGAUUACCGGGGCCACGCAGCCGAGAUCCUGGACUUCGCCCUCAGCAAAGAUGCCUCCCUGGUGGUGACCACGUCGGGAGACCACAAAGCGAAAGUAUUUUGUGUCCAGAGGCCUGACCGCUAACGGCUGCAGCUUCUGGCUUUGUGUCACCAGCAGGGGUGGCAGGGUGCAGAGGGGAGCGGCGAGGGCCUGGGACUGCUUCCCUGCCCCUCGGGCUGGCCUGCCCCUCUAUCCCCUCCUUCCCUCUAGACCCCACCCCGGGGCGCCCCCUCGCCUGGCACAGACCCAGCGGCCCUGGGCGUGUGGGGGCGGCCUUUCUCUCACGCGUUUGCUGGUGUGAGGCACGGGUGCGUGUUUGUAUGCGGGGGGGUGGGGGAGGUGUCGGAGGUUCCCGUUCUUUCCCCCCCCCGAGGCUGGGGGUGGAAAGGAGGAAGAGAUACUAGCUACAGAUUUUAAAAAUGUAAAUAAAAUAUACUUC